Messenger RNA from Haemonchus placei, 321 nucleotides. NCBI's taxonomy places the organism in Eukaryota, Metazoa, Nematoda, Chromadorea, Rhabditida, Trichostrongylidae. The record is from the annotation of a GenBank genome assembly.
AUGGCGAAGCUUUCCGUAAAGCUGGGCUACGAAAUCAGUUGCUUCUAUAUGCAAGCGGACAAGACGGUAACCUAUCCAAUUACAGUAGCCACUCAGGACAUUGCCGGUAUAACAGAGCUAGCCGAAAUGCCCAGAUGCCGUUAUGAAGUGAUCGAUCCGGAAACGAAGAAUGCCGUUGACGUUGUCACGGUCGGUAGCAAACUGCUUCAUCGAUGGGUAUGCGACAGUACAUCGCCCGAUUUCUGGUGCAUGACGGUCCACUCAUGCCAUGUUGAGGACGGCUCCGGAACAACGUUCACGAUUUUGGAUGACAGAGGGUAA